GGGAAGGAGGAACGCUGACUCUGCCGGGAGGCCCGCGGGUCGGGCGCAGGGGCCGGACACUCCUGCCCGUCGCCCUCCAGGCCGGGAUGCAGCCGCGGGCGGCGCCGGCGGGCGGACGCCAGGGCGCGCGGCCGCGGGGGCCCGGGUGCGCGCAGGAGCCGGCCCGGGAGCCGCGGCCGCCGCCCCGCUGGGCGCUGACCGAGAAGGAGCUGCGGGCCAUGAGCCCCGCGCAGCGCCACCGCCACCUGCUCUUCGGCGACCUGCUGGAGGACGUGUCGGGCGCGUACAGCUCCGUGUUUCCGCGCGACUCCAUGGAGCUGGGCUACCGCGUGGCCGACCCGCGCUCCUGGACGCAGCCCCUGGAGCUGCUCGCCCAGCGCCAGGACCUGCUCUUCGGGGUGCUCAAGGCGGCCGAGGCGCGCGGCAGGGUCCGCGCCCUGCGUCUGCGCCACGCGCGCCUGCGGGCCGAGGAGAUCGCGCUGCUGGUCCAGCGGCAGAAGACGGCACUGGCCGCCAUCCGCCUGGAGCUGUUCCUGCCGCCGCGGCUGAAGCCCACGCGCAUCCCCGACCCCCUGAACCGGCAGGAGGUGCCCAGGGGCCCGGGCGGGGGCGGGGGCCGCCCGCGCGCCGGCCUGACAGCCCCGCUGACCAGCCCCUCUGCCCCGCAGCGGCGGCGCGUGGAGGCCAUCCUGCAGGAGCCGCUGGACUGAGCGCCCCGCGCGCCCACAUAAACGUCUUUUUUCUCCAAGUGCGCCUGGUCUUUCCGCGAGAGGCAGCCAAGGGCCCCCACAAGG
Molecule: messenger RNA, 794 nt
Organism: Sorex araneus (European shrew)
Lineage: Eukaryota; Metazoa; Chordata; Mammalia; Eulipotyphla; Soricidae
Gene: LKAAEAR1
Product: LKAAEAR motif containing 1
Exons: 2
Coding region: 87-710 (207 amino acids)
Source: RefSeq, a predicted model, not a curated record